This is a messenger RNA of Camelina sativa (false flax), 1646 nucleotides long. RefSeq names its product lysophospholipid acyltransferase 2. Gene Ontology annotation, biological process: triglyceride biosynthetic process; lipid modification; phospholipid biosynthetic process. Gene Ontology annotation, cellular component: endoplasmic reticulum; membrane. The record is from RefSeq and is a predicted model, not a curated record. Lineage: Eukaryota; Viridiplantae; Streptophyta; Magnoliopsida; Brassicales; Brassicaceae. Gene Ontology annotation, molecular function: acyltransferase activity.
AAACCCCCACACGAACUACAAAAAAAGAUUCGAUUUGAUUCAUAUGUUCUCGUCAUCGUCGUCGUCGUCGUCGUCUUCGUCAUAGCUCAGUCCGAGUUUGACACACCAAAAUCCAAAAUCUUCACUUCACCAUGGGAUCGCUCGACAUGGAUUCCAUGGCCGCCUCGAUCGGCGUCUCCGUCGCAGUCCUCCGUUUCCUCCUCUGUUUCGUCGCGACGAUCCCAGUCUCCUUCUUAUGGCGAUUCGUACCGAGUCGACUCGGUAAACACAUCUACGCAGCUGCGUCUGGUGCUUUCCUCUCUUAUCUCUCCUUUGGCUUCUCCUCGAAUCUCCACUUCCUUGUCCCGAUGACGAUUGGUUACGCUUCAAUGGCGAUUCAUCGACCCUUGUCUGGAUUCAUCACUUUCUUCCUCGGUUUCACUUAUCUCAUUGGCUGUCAUGUGUUUUAUAUGAGUGGAGAUGCUUGGAAAGAAGGAGGAAUUGACUCUACUGGAGCUUUGAUGGUGUUAACGCUGAAAGUGAUUUCUUGUUCGAUAAAUUACAACGAUGGAGUGUUGAAAGAAGAAGGUCUACGUGAGGCUCAGAGGAAAAACCGUUUGAUUGGGAUGCCUUCUCUUAUUGAGUACUUUGGUUAUUGCCUUUGUUGUGGAAGCCAUUUCGCUGGCCCGGUUUUCGAAAUGAAAGAUUAUCUUGAAUGGACUGAAGGGAAAGGAAUUUGGGCUGUUUCUGAAAAAGGGAAGCGACCAUCACCUUAUGGAGCAAUGAUUCGAGCUAUAUUUCAAGCUGCCAUUUGUAUGGCUUUAUAUCUCUACUUAGUUCCUCAGUUUCCGCUAACCCGGUUCACAGAACCAGUGUACCAAGAAUGGGGAUUCUGGAAGAGAUUUGGUUACCAAUACAUGGCGGGUUUCACUGCUCGUUGGAAGUAUUACUUCAUAUGGUCUAUUUCAGAGGCUUCCAUUAUUAUCUCCGGUUUGGGUUUCAGUGGUUGGGCUGAUGAAACGCAAACAAAGGCGAAAUGGGACCGUGCCAAGAAUGUUGAUAUUUUGGGGGUUGAGCUUGCCAAGAGUGCGGUUCAGAUUCCUCUUUACUGGAACAUACAAGUCAGCACGUGGCUCCGUCACUAUGUAUAUGAGAGAAUUGUGAAACCAGGGAAGAAAGCAGGUUUCUUCCAGUUGCUAGCUACGCAAACCGUCAGUGCUGUCUGGCAUGGACUGUAUCCUGGAUACAUUAUAUUCUUUGUGCAAUCUGCAUUGAUGAUCGACGGUUCGAAAGCUAUUUACCGAUGGCAACAAGCAAUCCCUCCGAAAAUGGCAACGCUGAGAAACGUUUUGGUUCUCAUCAAUUUCCUCUACACAGUAGUGGUUCUCAAUUACUCAUCAGUCGGAUUCAUGGUUUUAAGCUUACACGAAACAAUCAUUGCCUUCAAGAGUGUAUAUUACAUUGGAACAGUUAUACCUGUCGUUGUGCUUCUUCUCAGCUAUUUAGUUCCUGUGAAGCCUCUAAGACCAAAGACGAGAAAAGAAGAAUAAUGUUGUCUUUUAAAAACAGCAAGUUUUUUUUUUUUUUUUCCUUGGUUUUGUUCUUCUUUCUUACCGUCUAUGUAUAACAGGAGAAAUUAAAAUCUGAUUUAAUUCUUCUCUUCCCAA